Molecule: messenger RNA, 1443 nt
Organism: Venturia canescens
Lineage: Eukaryota; Metazoa; Arthropoda; Insecta; Hymenoptera; Ichneumonidae
Product: RAB6A-GEF complex partner protein 2
Exons: 6
Coding region: 155-1303 (382 amino acids)
Biological process (GO): retrograde transport, endosome to Golgi
Cellular component (GO): Golgi membrane; Ric1-Rgp1 guanyl-nucleotide exchange factor complex
Source: RefSeq, a predicted model, not a curated record
UCUCAAGUGUAACGGUGUAACCUCGGAUGUUGUGAUGAGUGUCAUAUAAUCAUCAUAAUCAAUAAUUAGCUUGUAACAUACGUCAGCACAUUUUGAGAAUCAAUGUAGUUCAAAAGACCGAAACAUUUGAUUUAGGGCUGUAACGCAUUCAAAGAUGAUCGAGAUUGUAGCCAAACUCAGAAAAGGUUCGGUUUAUUUUUCCGGUGAGGUUAUAGAAUGUUUGGUCACAUUCAGCAAUCCUCCAAACCCGAUACACCAAAAAUCUCAAAGUCACAGCGAUGUUUUUGAGUGUUUGGCUUGGGCAAGUGCUCAGGUACACUGUCAAUGUUCGACCAACGGAAAAGUUGUGCUCGCUGAUCGACUCGAUUCGACGACGAGAUUAGCUGCGAUAAACGCAGAUACAACUUUUGCACCAUGGCAGCGGGAUAACGGCCAUGCAGUUUUGAACACAAAGCCCAAAAUAUUGUUUUGUGAUCUUCGACUUUCGCCAGGAGAGAGCAAAACUUACAUUUACCGGGAGAUAAUCCCAGGAGAAGCUCCUCCCUCAUACCGGGGUCAAGCUGUCAAAUAUUCUUACAAAAUUACCGUCGGAACACAGAGAGUCAAUUCAGCCAUAAACCUCUUAAGAAUCCCGUUCAGAGUUCUUUCUCUCGGUGAAUUACCAGAACUAGCUACAUGUAAUGACAGUGUUGAUCUAAGUCCCAACAAUCCUUUCAUGGAAACGCAAGAUCAUGAUGCUCCACUGGACGUUGCGCUGCAAACACUUCAGAAUUUGACUGCUCGUCGCAGUCCCAAUUUUUACAACAUUACAAACGGGCGAGGUCGGGUAGUGCGAUUUUGCCUUUUCAAGAAUUCUUACAAGCUCGGUGAGGAUAUCGUCGGUACGUUUGAUUUUUCGAACGCGACCGUCACGUGCGCCCAGGUCUCGGUUGCUCUGCAAUCAGAGGAGCGCAUCGCUGAGGAGUACAGACGUGGAGGGGCGUCCGCCGUCCCUUCCUUGGUCAGUUACAACAAGCAUCACGAAGUUUGUCUCGGGCUCCGAUACUCUCAUCUCGUACUCCCGAUACCACUCCACGUCACACCCGAUUUCACGACCGAUCUUGUCACGCUGAAGUGGCGUUUGCACUUCGAAUUCGUAACGACACCUCGACUGGUGGAGAUGCCGAACGAUACGACAACGUCUUGGCAGGCCCCUUCCUCCCUGGACGUCGAAACGAUGAUAUGGGACUUACCUCUUCACAUACAUCCUACGACGACACCUCCGAACUCGGCCCCCCAAAUUCGACACGCGAUAGUCAUAUGACAGAAGCAGGUGGCUUCGUAAGACCCGUUGUCGGGCCAUCGUCGUCUGGAGGAUCGUCGACGAAGAACCCCGGUGGAAGUUUCUUCGCCCGAGACUGGCAAGCGGAGCGAUGGAAAAUUAGAGCAGAAAGUAAGCGAGAG